CCCAUACACGAUUCCGAUAUUUACCGAAUUUCCAAGUGUACCGAUAACCACCUAUAAUCUCUCGUACGCGACAGUGCAACUCCUGUGACAGAUGAUGGAUAACCAAUCGGAACGGUUGCGAAAAUGGAAAAACCUGCUGAAAAAUUACAGGGCAGACCACGAAUAUCUGAAUAAAGUAGGAAAAUCGUGGAUUCUCAGCGAGGGAAGGUCGACCGAAACCGAGCGGAAAAUUAAAGAAGCUCUAAUUCACACGGACAAAUCGCUAAACGCAAUAAAGGAGUACUUCGAACCUUAUUUGGAGACGAUGCAGAAGGAGAUCGAGCAUUUAAGGGUAACAAACGAGAGUGGCAACGAGUUAAUCCACCAAAACGAAAGGCUCAAUUAUGAAAAUGUUCAGUUGAAGCAGAAGCUGGAUGGGCUGGAGGCAAUUCGGAAGGACAAUUUCCAAUCGAUUAUGGAGAGAAAGCAGGAACAGUUCGACGAAACGUUUAAAAUUCAAAAUGACCUUAUCGGCAACCUGAGGGAGCAGCUGGAGCAGAAUGCCAAGGAAAUGCAAACGUUGAGGCAGUUAAAUACGAAUCUUAAAAGCACGAUGGAUGAGAGGGCGCUGAUUCAGACCCAGGAAUGUCUCUUACCAGAAGCUUCGAAUAUUAUUGGGUAUCCCACGCUUCCUCUCUUAUAAUUUGUAUUUUUAUGUUAUUAAACGUUUUUUAAAGGCU
Messenger RNA from Photinus pyralis (common eastern firefly), 719 nucleotides. RefSeq lists its product as uncharacterized. The record is from RefSeq and is a predicted model, not a curated record. The transcript has 2 exons. The coding region runs from base 92 to 682 and encodes 196 amino acids. NCBI's taxonomy places the organism in Eukaryota, Metazoa, Arthropoda, Insecta, Coleoptera, Lampyridae.